Molecule: messenger RNA, 5568 nt
Organism: Podarcis raffonei (Aeolian wall lizard)
Lineage: Eukaryota; Metazoa; Chordata; Lepidosauria; Squamata; Lacertidae
Gene: COL3A1
Product: collagen type III alpha 1 chain
Exons: 51
Coding region: 155-4528 (1457 amino acids)
Molecular function (GO): protein binding; extracellular matrix structural constituent
Source: RefSeq, a predicted model, not a curated record
AGAGCAAAGGAAUGUCUGUGGCUGAGUUGUUUGAAGGACCCGGUGGCUGAAAGGGCAGGAAACAAUUGAUGGUGCUCUUUUGAUUUUUCUUUCCCCCCACUUUUUUCCCUUCUCUCUUUUGCACAUAGAGUCUCAUGUCUAAUAUUUUUUAGACAUGAUGAGCUGUGUGCAGGGAGCCGUUUUGCUUUUCCUUGCUGUGUUGCAACCCUCAGUUAUUUUGGCACAACAAGAUGUCGUAGGAGCAUGUACACACCUUGGCCAAGUGUAUGCUGACAGGGAUGUUUGGAAACCGGAACCAUGCCAAAUCUGUGUGUGUGACUCAGGAGCUGUUCUGUGCGAUGACAUCGUCUGCAGCGAUAUGGAAUUAGACUGCGAUAAUCCGGAGAUUCCGUUUGGAGAUUGCUGCCCAAGGUGCCCUUCACCAACGAUGCCACCUGGCCCUGAUAUGAACUUUCCAGGUGGUCCUCAAGGCCCCAGGGGAGAUCCUGGUCCACCUGGUACUCCUGGAAUAAAUGGUUCACCUGGUCCACCUGGCCAGCCAGGAACACCUGGCACUCCUGGCCAACCUGGAGUCUGCCCAAGUUGCCCCGGUCUCGGUACAGGAUCAAACUUUUCUCCUCAGUAUGAAGGCGAUUAUACCAAGUCUGGUGGAGGAGGAUACGGCCAACUUGGUGCACCUGGAGCUCCUGGCGCACCUGGCCUCCCUGGUCCUGUUGGUCAGCCCGGUCCACCUGGACCCCACGGAUACCAAGGCCCCCCUGGUGAACCUGGGCAAGCUGGUGCUCCGGGUCCUGCUGGUCCACCUGGAAAUAUGGGUCCACCUGGCCCUGCAGGAAAAGAUGGAGAAUCUGGAAGACCGGGCAGAACUGGUGAACGUGGAUUACCUGGUACUCCUGGUCACAAAGGUCCCCCUGGCAUGCCUGGCAUGCCUGGAAUGAAAGGUCACCGAGGAUUUGAUGGAAGAGAUGGUGCCAAAGGUGAUGCAGGUGCUCCUGGUCUGAAGGGUGAGAACGGUCUUCCUGGAGAAAAUGGAUCCCCCGGACCAAUGGGUCCAAGAGGUCAGCCUGGCGAGAGAGGAAGACCGGGAGCUCCAGGAAGUGCUGGCGGUCGUGGUAAUGAUGGCUCUCCUGGAGCAGCUGGCCAACCCGGUCCCCCAGGCCCUCCUGGACCUUCAGGAUUUCCAGGUUCUCCAGGUUUUAAGGGUGAAACUGGCCCUGUUGGCCCCCCUGGCUCUAGCGGGUCUCCUGGAGCAAGAGGAGAACCUGGUCCUCAAGGACAGCCUGGUGGUCCUGGUCCUGCUGGUCCUGGAGGUAGAGAUGGAAGUCCUGGUGCAAAAGGUCCCCCAGGUCCUGCUGGCAUGGCUGGUGCUCCUGGACUGAGCGGAGGUCGUGGUCCUCCUGGCCCCCCGGGUACCAAUGGAAUCCCUGGACAAAGAGGUCCAGCUGGUGAACCUGGUAAGAAUGGCGGAAAAGGAGAACCGGGUCCAAGAGGUGAACGAGGUGAAAAUGGUACUCCCGGCGCUGCUGGUCCUCCAGGAGAAGAAGGCAAGGCAGGGGGUCCUGGUCAACCUGGCACAAAUGGUAUACCUGGAAGUCCAGGAGAACGCGGUGCCCCAGGUUUUCGCGGCCCUCCUGGCAGUAAUGGACUUCCAGGUGAAAAGGGUGGGCCCGGUGAACGAGGCUCUCCUGGUCCUGCAGGACAAAGAGGCGUUCAGGGUGAACCAGGACGUGAUGGUAGCCCAGGUCUUCCAGGAAUGAGAGGUUUAACAGGAAGCCCAGGAAGCCCAGGACAGGAUGGAAAACCAGGUCCUUCUGGGUCCCCGGGAGAAUCAGGACGAAGUGGUCCCCCAGGACCAGCAGGUCCACGAGGUCAACCAGGUGUGAUGGGUUUUCCUGGUCCCAAAGGUAGCGAGGGUUCACCAGGUAAAAAUGGAGAGAGAGGUUCACCUGGACCUCCUGGCGGACUGGGACAACCAGGAAAGGAUGGUGAAGCAGGAGCACAAGGCCCUCCAGGACCUUCUGGUCCUUCUGGGGAAAGAGGGGAGCCAGGAGCAACAGGACCACCUGGAUUCCAGGGACUACCUGGUCCUCCCGGCGGACCCGGAGAGAAUGGAAAGCCUGGAGAAGCUGGUCCAAGAGGUGAAAAUGGAGCUCCAGGACUCCCAGGAACCAAGGGUGAAAAUGGCAUCCCAGGAGAACGAGGUGCACAAGGACCUCAGGGUCCCCCAGGAAAUAGAGGUGGAGCUGGCCCUCCUGGACCAGAAGGUGCAAAGGGCCCAGGUGGUCCUCCAGGUCCUCCUGGAGGUCCCGGACUACAAGGUUUACAAGGAAUGCCUGGAGAUAGAGGAGCCAAUGGAAACCCUGGACCUAAAGGGGACAAGGGAGAGCCUGGUAGCAGAGGUGGAGAUGGCUUACCUGGAAAAGAUGGUGUCCGAGGUCCUGUCGGUUCCAUUGGACCCCCCGGUCCAGCAGGCCAACCAGGAGACAAGGGAGAACCUGGUACAGCUGGGCCUCAUGGCCCAACAGGUCCCCGUGGUGGUCCCGGUGAUCGAGGAGAGCAAGGACCCCCUGGCCCAGCUGGCUUCCCUGGAGCUCCUGGACAAAAUGGAGAACCUGGUGGAAAAGGAGAGAAAGGCCCUUCUGGUGAGCGUGGUGAAGCUGGACCCCCCGGUGCUGCUGGUCCAUCAGGAGGCCCUGGAGCACCCGGUCCAGCCGGUCCCCCAGGAGGAAAAGGAGAGCGAGGUUCACCAGGCCCAGUAGGUCAGGCUGGCUUUCCUGGUACUCGUGGCUUACCUGGCCCUCCGGGCAACAGUGGUAACCCAGGACUUCCUGGCAAUGCGGGUCCCCCAGGCAAGGAUGGUCCUCCUGGCCCAGCUGGUUCUACUGGUCCUGCUGGUGGCCCAGGAGCUGCUGGUCCCAAAGGUGAGCCUGGCCCACCAGGUGAAAAAGGUCCGGCAGGUGUAAAAGGAGAACCAGGUUUUCCAGGUCCUUCAGGAUUGGGUGGCAUACCUGGGCAACGUGGUUCUGUAGGGUUGCCCGGCCCGAGAGGUCCAUCUGGUGCCAAUGGUGCCCCUGGCGGAAAGGGUGAAGAUGGCAAACCAGGAUCCAAUGGUAGCCCAGGAGAACGAGGACCUCAAGGUCCACCAGGUCCAAUGGGCCUCAAUGGAGCACCCGGAGAACCAGGCAGAGACGGUAACCCUGGAUCAGAUGGUUUACCAGGUCGUGAUGGGUCUUCAGGACCAAAGGGUGAUCGUGGUGAAAAUGGUUCUCCUGGUUUGCCAGGGGCUCCGGGUCAUGUGGGUCCCCCAGGUAAUACUGGUCCAGCUGGGAAAUCAGGCGAGAGAGGACAUCCAGGACCUGCUGGUCCAGUCGGCCCCUCUGGCCCUGCCGGUGCCCGUGGUGCUCCCGGCCCUGCGGGUGCACGUGGUGACAAAGGUGAAGCCGGUGAACGUGGCAGCAAUGGGAUGAAGGGCCACCGAGGAUUCCCUGGUAACCCCGGACCCCCUGGUCCAAGUGGUGCAUUGGGUCCCCAAGGUCCAAGUGGAAGCCCAGGACCUGCUGGUGCAAGAGGUCCCCCUGGUCCAAAUGGCCCACCUGGAAAAGAUGGUACAAGUGGCUACCCAGGUCCCAUUGGCCCUCCAGGUCCUCGUGGAAGCAGAGGUGAAUCUGGCGCUCCGGGUCCUGCGGGUCAUGGUGGUCCUCCAGGGCCUCCUGGUCAACCUGGAGCUCCUGGUCCAUGCUGCGGAGGUGGUGGCCCAGAGAACCUUGAAAAAGGACCAUCCUACUACAGAGACCAGCCAGAUGAGGACAAAAUAGCCAUGAGCGAUAUUUUAACUUCGCUGAAGUCAAUCAACAACCAAAUCGAAAACAUUGUUAGCCCCGAUGGCUCACGGAAGAACCCAGCUCGGAAUUGCAGAGAUCUGAAGUUCUGCCAUCCUGAACUUAAGAGUGGGGAAUACUGGAUCGAUCCCAACCAAGGUUGCAAAUUGGACGCCAUUAAAGUAUACUGCAAUAUGGAAACUGGGGAGACGUGCAUCAGUGCUAAUCCUAUGAGUGUUCCUAAGAAGAACUGGUGGACAAGCCCAGGACCCGAAAAGAAACAUAUUUGGUUUGGAGAGUCUAUGAAUGGAGGCUUCCAGUUCAGCUACGGAGACCCAGAUCUUCCAGAAGAAGUUGCAGACGUUCAGCUGGCCUUCCUUAGAAUUCUUUCUAGCCGAGCGUCUCAGAAUAUCACCUAUCACUGCAAAAACAGUAUAGCUUACAUGGACGAGGCCAGCGGGAAUGUGAAGAGAGCCCUGAAGAUGAUGAGUUCUACUGACAGCGAAAUCAAGGCGGAAGGAAACAGCAAGUUCACAUACACCGUCCUGGAAGAUGGCUGUACUAAACACACUGAUGAAUGGGGCCGAACCGUCUUUGAGUACAGAACACGCAAGACAAUGCGGUUGCCGGUGAUAGAUAUCGCACCCUUCGAUAUCGGCGCUCCCAAUCAAGAAUUUGGUGUGGACAUUGGCCCGGUUUGCUUCUUAUAAACCCGAGAAUCAUGCUCAUUCCGAACCCCAACAAACAAAUUCACACUCCCAUCUUUGCUCUUCUUGUCUUAACUUUGUCAGCUAUUAAGAGUCAAAUCAACUGUAUCCCAGUUAUUUAUUUGCAAAAAAAUUCUGGAGAGAGGGAGGAAAGAGAUAAAUUGAGAUAAAAAAUACCAUUUUCUUAUUUUGCUCUUUACACGACAUGCAACAAAAUCCCUUCUGCUGUUUCUUUCACCAAAAUUGGGAAAAAAACCCUUCCAACAGUAUCUCCAUGGUGCUACAUUUCAACCUCAACACUCAGUACAGCAAAACUGUAAUUAUAAUUGAAUGCUUGCCCACCAAUCAAGCACUGACGGAUUCCAGCAUCCAAGUUUGCCCUCCAAUAUAAGAUGCAGUUCAUAAAGCUAUAGAGAAUUCCCCGUUUCAACUACCUCAACAUGGACAGAAACUGGGAUGAGUUUGAUGAUUCACACCAAGAGAACCAACUCAAAAGAUGUUGGAACCAAUGAAUACAUCUGGUCAGGUGGUUUUGUUUCUGUACUGAUUUUUGAUGAACAGAGUACAGUCCAUCUGAAGAAGUGAAUGCCCCUAGUGUCAACAGACUAAUAUAAUUUUAUUGCUGGACUGCAUUGUGUGAUGUUUUUGAUUUUAUUUUUUACCGGGUGCUCCUAUACUUUCCUGUCAUUGCUGGUCAAGACCACUAAAAUUAGGGAAGUGUAAAAAGAUUAAUGUGAUGGUGCUAGUUGUGUGAUUUUUUUCCACUUCUAAAUCUGCGAGCCAGGUUUAUUGGCUUGCGUUAAAACAUCAAGGCUUGACAACAAUUGUAAAUGUCUCUCAUCAAAAGUCGUAUCGUUGGUAGGCCAUUGCUGAGGGCUUUUCUUCCUUCCCUCUGUAAAAGUCAAUAAAGAUGCAAAAUUGUGAGCUUCUUUUGUCACAUUAACACAUUUAUAGUGUUGGAGGUUAACCAUCUUUGUAAGCUUUUAUAUGGUUGUUGGUCUUUUCCUUACAGAGACACAUAAUAAAAUAUUGUAAUAAAACUC